AAAGCACAAACACUUGUGUAAAAAGAGAUUAGUAUCGUCAUAGACUCAUUUUCCAGAGCCACAACAAAGAAAAUGCAAUGUUCCAAAGAAACACUUGCUAGUUUGUUCUACAAUGUCUCCAGCUCCUUCCUCCUCCUCUUCCUCUUCUUCUACUUCACCUCCAUUUUUCUUGCCAAACUCUUCCACUAUUGUGGCAGUCCAAUCUUCCAAAGAACUCAGGAUGUAUAUGACUUUGCCAUGUAUACUGAUGAAGAUGAUGAAGAAGAAGAAAAUGGGUAUAUUCAGGGCGAGUACAAAGAAAGAGAUCAUCUGGUGGCCGACAUAAUUCACAGUGGCGAAGCACUACAAUUUUUGCCCGUCAGAAGCCUUCAAAAGGAUCUAAUUUUUGGUGAAGAAGAUGACAACUGUCAGGAGCCAGUGUAUGAAGAAUCACAAGAAGCUUUUCACUCACCGGCAUCAGAAUCAGAAGAACAUGAUGGGGAAGAAGAGAUUGAGGAAGAGAUCCUAGCAAGAGAUACUGAUUCUGUUUUCACUUCUGAUACAAAUGAUUGUGGGGCUAUGGCUACCCCACCAAUCACCAUGGACAAAAACAAAAGUGAAACCCAUGAUGAGAAAUGCGGAAACCAAGAGAUAGAAACCGAGGUGCAGGCGAAUUUCACACACGAUGAAAAUUUCUUGAUUUUUGCACCACCCAAGUUGGAAACCAAGAAGCUUCAAGUUCAAGGAAAGGAUAUAGAUGAAGAGAUUUUUGGGGACUCAUGUACAGUUGGAUCUACUUCCAAGAGCUCCUCUGAAUGGAGAAGCUCCAUUAAUUAUAGGGAUUCAGGAACCGAAGAUCCAUUUUCAUCUUCGUCCCGAAGAAGUUGCCCAAAAUGGGAGUCUUACACUGUGUUUCAGAAGUAUGAUGAAGAGAUGUUAUUCUUGGAUAGAAUUAGUGCUCAAAAACUCCAUGAAACAGAGUCGCUAAGGUCAAUACAGGCAUGUCCAAGAUCAAUAUCAGAGAGGAUUGUUUACAAGUUGGCUAAUAAAAAAUCGUCAAAAACCUAUCAAAACCCAUAUCAAGAAUUGGAAGCUGCAUAUGUUGCUCAAAUUUGUUUGACGUGGGAAGCUCUGAAUUGGAACUACAAGUACUUCCAUCGCUUGAGAGCUUCGCGCCGUGAAUCCGACCCAGGAUGUCCAGCCUAUAUUGCUCAGCAAUUUCAACAGUUUCUAGUUCUUUUGCAGAGAUAUGUAGAGAAUGAGCCUUAUGAGCAUGGUAAGAGGCCUGAAAUUUAUGCCAAGAUGAGGAGUUUGGCACCUAAAUUGCUUCAAGUUCCAGAGUAUAGAGAUUCAAAUGAUGAAGAGAAAGAGGAAGGACUUGGAACAAGAAUUUCAUCGGAUUCAUUUCUUCAAAUAAUGGAAGAAGCAAUAAGAACAUUCAUGAAUUUUCUCAAAGCAGAUAAGGAGACUCACUGCCAAAUAUUGGCAGCUUUCUUCAAGAGAAACCGAAGAGGUUCAGCUGAUCCAACUCGUCUUCUCUUACUAAAGAAAUUAAAUAAAAAGAAGAAGUUGAAGCUGAAAGAUCUUCGCCGAACUCACAAAUGCUUAAAAAAAAGAAGGUUAAAGGAGGGGGAAGAGAUUGAGAUUUUGAUGGCUCUUAUAGACACAAAGGUGGUUUCUAGGGUUUUAAGAAUGUCUGACCCAAGUGAAGAACAGUUGCAUUGGUGUGAUAACAAGAUGAGCAAAGUGAGAGUUGUUGAUGGGAAACUUCAACGAGAUUCCUCCCCACUUUUCUUUCCUGCCCAUUGACCCAUGCACUUUACUAGAUGAUGUUGCUUCAUGACUAGAUCAUGCAUGCAAAUGCACAUGCAUGCAGUGAAUAUCCGAACCCUCUUUUGUAAAUUCAAAAAGUUACAAAGUCAGAAAAAGUAGUCAAAAAAUAAUAAUAAUAAUAAUCAGAAAAUAAGGUGCCUAAUAUAGAUUCAAAUUUAGUGUGUUUCAGCCAUAUUCAAAGUAAAGAGUAGGAGUUCUCAACUGCAUUUUUGGUGUCAUGAUUUAAAAACUAAGUUUAAGACUGAAAUGACACGGAAAAACAUAACAACGAGUUUUGAUUCAUAUUGAUAUUGAGAAUCAAUCUGAUCCAUAAACUUUAUUUUUUAACUAUUUUUUUUUAAUUACUUUUUUGAUUUCUUAAUUAGCAUGUUUGUUUGUAAACACUAUAUAUAAAGAGAAUGAAAGGGGGGGAGCCCACAAAUCAAAGUAAACUACAUGUGGGUGACAAAGAUUUUGAAGAUUUGGAAUCCAUGACAUGGAAGAGGGGUAAAGAUGGUUGGCUCACUGAUUUCAUGAACAUUGAAAGUGAAAGAGCACAGACAAAGAAAGGAACAUGAAGAUAGAGACAAGGUUAGCUUUAGUUCUCUUUAUCUUUUUUUAAUUAGGGUUUUAUCUCCAAGAGAUUUUAGUUGAAUUAAAAAAAGCAAAGUUGCAAGUGGAAUAAAAAGUGGGCACAUGGUACACUCAAGGGAUAUAAGCCUAAUAUGGUCCCACUACUAGUUUUGGUAGAAAAGGAAAGGCAAAUAAAGAAAUCAACCAUGUAUAAGAUGUAAUCUGGACCAUGAGAGAUCUCAUGAUUUAUAUAAAGUUAAUCCUGUAGUUGGGUUAACAUGAGAUUUUAUUUUACUU
Messenger RNA from Camellia sinensis, 2661 nucleotides. Its product is annotated as DNA ligase (DUF1666). NCBI's taxonomy places the organism in Eukaryota, Viridiplantae, Streptophyta, Magnoliopsida, Ericales, Theaceae. The record is from RefSeq and is a predicted model, not a curated record.